GGGACUCUUACAUACCGUACACUGGAAGGUCUUCUCAUAGGUGCCAGCUAGAUUCAUCUUCAGGGUGGAGAACGUCAUUACAGACUCCAUAUGCACAGCAUCAACAUCUGUUUUAAAAUAUUUUAAUGCAUUCUCUGAGAGGCCUUUACUUCUGCAUUUCUUGCUUCUGGGGCUCUGACCAAGCUUUCCCUGAGCCAGAUAGAUUCCCGCUUCUUCAGUAACUGUCAUUGAAGGAAUAUAACUUAAAUAUUGAAGGUGUUAGUCAUUCAGGGAGACAGAAGAGAAUGGAAUCUUGGACUUCUGUCAUUACUGCCCUUUCUACUGAUGCCAGCCUCUGUUGUGCGGAGCUCUGAAACGGGUAAGACAAGACCAGAAAAGCUGUCAUCCCUCACAGACAGACCCAAACCGAAGCACGGUCUGUAUGAAGCAGAUACGAAGGAAGAAUAUAAGCAACAUCCUCAGAGAAUUGCAGGAAAGAAAAAAGACCACCUCCAGUGUCCAGACACUUCAAUAAAGGGUACACAGCUUGAAGAUGGACACUAUGAUUUUGUAACCCUCGAUAAGAAAGCUCUCCUGCAACAAUGCUAUACAAACAAACCAUAUAAUAUGCAGCACAACAUAAGGAAAUCAGAAGCUGAAGAUGUUGCUGCAGAGAGGAGAAAACAGGCUGUUGUAGAACAAGUUAUGGUGGAUCAAUUAUGUAGAGCUGUUAUAAGUGAUCCAGAGCAGUCCACACGUUCUGAUUCUUGCAAGGAAGCUCAAGGACUUCUGGGAGCUGGGAUGGCACCAAUGCGUUUUAGAAAAAGGACCCUCCAUGAAACAAAAAUAAGGACCAAAUCAGGACUAACUGAGAACAUGCUCUCCAAAAAACUAUGCUUUGAUAGUAGGAUUAUAUCAAGGACAAAUGCCUUGCCUUUCAUUCAGAAGGGAGUUUAUCAACAUCAACGUGGACAAAGAAGGGGAAAAGCUUAUGAUCUUAGUGACUUCUACGUUGGAGCCAAUCUGACUUUCUGAAGUGUCGAUCAUAACCUUCCAGAAAGUGUUAAGCAGACCUUCACCCUUCGUGUGAUAAGUAUUGAUGAAGCAGCUAUGGAUUAUCUGAAAGCUUCCUCUGUGGAACUCAAGGAAGAGUGUUCCAGGCAAGUGGUGGAUGACAGUGAAGUUUUCAAGAAGAUUCAAGGUAUAUUCAGAGAAACACUAAGUAAAAGAGGAGUUCGGGUUAUAACAGGCUUAGGGAAGUAUUUCCGACAAAUAGACAAGAACAGAAAUGGUUUUCUGUCUCAGGCAGCCUUGAAAGAAGCUCUAAAAUUAUUCAAUUUGGAAAUGCCUGAAGGGGACUUUGAAUCCUUAUGGCUUAUUCUUGAUGAUAGCAAGAAUGAUAAAGUCGACUAUGGAGAAUUUACUCAUGCCAUAUUUGGAGAAAUGAAUGAAUAUAGGAAAACAUUUGUAAGAAAAGCUUACAUGAAACUAGAUUUCAACAAAACUGGGACUGUGUCUAUGGUAGAUGUCAGAAAAUGUUACUGUGCAAAGAAACAUCCUCUAGUAUUGGCAGGCAAAAUUGCAGAAGAAGAAAUUAAAUCAUCAUUUCUAGAAGCAUUAGGAGAGUCCUGCAGCAACCCCAAUGAAGCGUCCUAUUCUGAGUUUGAAGAUUACUAUGAAGGAUUAAGUUUUGGAAUUGUGGGUGAUGAUGAUUUUGUUAAUAUUUUAAGGAAUUCAUGGGGAAUUUAGAGUGGAAGAUGACAAAAAAGAAGAAGGGACAUUUUCUAAACAAGGAGUGACUAAGUAAGAGAGGACUUAGUCUUGAUGUACAUUACUUUAUAAUUAGAGUCUUAAACUGAUUUCAGGGACAGAAAACUUUAGAUGCUUUCAGAAUAAUAUAUGGCAAAUUUCAUGGAGUGUCUGUUGAGUUAUGCUAGCCACUCUUCUAAUAAAAAUGCUGUUCAUGUCUUUUCACUGGAAAUUAUUAAGGCUGUUUCCCAUACCAAAAGCCAUAUUUUUUAUAUUAAAAUAAAGUCUCCUAUUUUAAAAUAAGAGUGAAUUAGAAUACUAAAAUGCCUGAAGGGGUAUGUGCAAGAGACAAUUUUGUUUUAUGAUGCAUUGUGAAAAUCUUCAGAUUUGACUGCAUAAGUGUGAAUGGUAGCUUUUCUUCAGAACUUUUCUUUUAACAUUCUUCAUCUCACUUAUUUUUUCUUAUGCUGGUACUUAGCUUGAAAGAGAGCAGGUCAUCGUUUUCCAAUUUUGAGGGUGUCUGCUGUACUGAAAGUGCAGAGAUGUUCACAGCAUUUAGCCCCUUGGCCUGUGCACCCUCUUGACUGAUCUUGCUUUGUCAUUUUGAUCACGCAUCCAAAGCAGAGCAUUGAAUCUCAAAGGUUUUAGUAAUCACACAUGUAUUUUGUAAUGCAUAUCAUCCUUUCCUGUAUUUUGCUAAAUGGUUUUCAAAACAAAUAAUUUAUAUUUAAAUAUCUGUUGUCUUUAUAUUGCUGGGAUUUUUUGACUAAAACAUAGCAAUUAUAUAUUUUGCCAAACUGAUAUAUAGCAUUUUCUAUAGUAAGGAAAGUAUAAAACGGAAAAGUAUUUAAAAAAGGCCCAAAACAUCCACCUCUGCCACCACAAAAAUUAAAUUAUAAAUUAAAAUAUUCUUUGCUAUUUCAGAUGUUCUGACAGGUACACUUUUCAAUGUAAUACAUCUUGCCAAUUCUGUAAAAUUCUUUGUGUUAAGAAAUAAAAAUACACAGUUAAUGAGAGACUUUGAUUUUCAUAUACCUGUCACUGAAAUUAACUGUAUGUUGAACUGCAUUGCUUAAGCCUAUGCAAUUAAAAAAUAUAAUUUUC
Messenger RNA from Onychostruthus taczanowskii (white-rumped snowfinch), 2832 nucleotides. Its product is annotated as calcyphosin-2-like. The record is from RefSeq and is a predicted model, not a curated record. Lineage: Eukaryota; Metazoa; Chordata; Aves; Passeriformes; Passeridae. Gene Ontology annotation, molecular function: calcium ion binding.